AUGUGCAGUGAUGAGGAAAUUGUAGACGAAGAACAACAUGCAACCGUUCCAGUUAUUCAACGUGAAGCUACGGCCGAAAGUUUCUUUGGUAAAGAGUGCACAGAAUGGAAAAAGGAGCAAAUCCCAAGCCGGCUGCCAUAUAUGCUGGAAAGAGCUGGCUUGGAUGUACAACAAGAAAUCCACCGCAAUCGUGAAUUUUAUAAAAAUGCUGAUGUUCGUCCACCUUUUACUUAUGCGUCGCUGAUUCGCCAAUCUAUUAUAGAAUCGCCUGAUAAACAAUUAACUUUAAACGAAAUUUAUAACUGGUUUCAAAACACAUUCUGCUACUUUCGGCGUAACGCAGCUACGUGGAAGAAUGCCAUACGUACAAAUCUGUCGCUGCAUAAAUGCUUUGUGCGCUAUGAAGAUGACUUUGGCUCCUUUUGGAUGGUAGACGACAGCGAAUUUGUAAAACGACGCCAUUUAUCACGUGGCCGUCCUCGCAAAUAUGAACCGUCUUCAUCGCCUAACUCCAAUUCGCAGAUGUCCGAUAGUGCCGCUAUCAUUGAGAAAAGCAGUACUACUAACGGUAGCCGGGCCAUUGGCGGUACUAUCGGUUCACAGCAAUUGUUAAAUAGACAACAACAAAAACAGAAACAACGCAUCUCUCAUAAUCUGAGCUGCAACCAGGCCAGCCAUCACGGUCGUGGUGUCGGUGCCAACUGCUAUAGCUUUGGCAAGAUUGGUAAUGGUACUAGUAAUGCGAACAGUGGUGACGGCGGUGACCGAGGUUGUCACAGUCAUGACUUAAGGACUGAUUUUGAUGCUGGUACGCCAGUUGUGACUGUUGCAAUCGAUAUGGUUCGAGCGAAUGAUGACAAAUCAAGCAAUAAUAAAAAUAAUAACACCAGCGACAACAAGUAA
Messenger RNA from Ceratitis capitata (Mediterranean fruit fly), 903 nucleotides. Its product is annotated as forkhead box protein P1-like. The coding region runs from base 1 to 903 and encodes 300 amino acids. The transcript has 5 exons. The record is from RefSeq and is a predicted model, not a curated record. Gene Ontology annotation, molecular function: RNA polymerase II cis-regulatory region sequence-specific DNA binding; DNA-binding transcription factor activity, RNA polymerase II-specific. Gene Ontology annotation, cellular component: nucleus. Gene Ontology annotation, biological process: regulation of transcription by RNA polymerase II. Lineage: Eukaryota; Metazoa; Arthropoda; Insecta; Diptera; Tephritidae.